AUGACUCUCAGCGAAAUCAAGGAAUCGAGAACCCAGAAAGUGAGAGAGGAGAUUUUCUCGAGAUAUGAUAGUCGCACAACCAUCUUCUCACCGGAAGGUCGUCUCUACCAAGUCGAGUACGCCAUGGAAGCCAUCGGCAACGCUGGUUCAGCGAUCGGAAUCUUGGCCAAAGACGGAGUUGUUCUGAUCGGCGAGAAGAAAGUCACCUCCAAACUCCUUCAAACCUCUACAUCCACUGAGAAAAUGUACAAGAUCGAUGACCACGUGGCCUGUGCGGUUGCUGGUAUAAUGUCCGAUGCCAACAUUCUGAUCAACACGGCUCGAGUCCAAGCUCAGCGUUACACCUUCAUGUACCAAGAGCCAAUGCCCGUGGAGCAGCUGGUUCAGUCUCUAUGCGACACAAAGCAAGGAUACACGCAAUUUGGUGGGCUUCGUCCGUUUGGAGUUUCUUUUCUCUUCGCGGGAUGGGACAAGAACCAUGGGUUUCAGCUUUAUAUGAGUGACCCGAGUGGGAACUACAGUGGAUGGAAAGCUGCAGCCAUUAUUGGCAUGAUACAUGUGGCUUCACCAUCUUUAUGCGUUAGGGUUUAUUUCUAUGUUGUUAUGAAUUGA
This is a messenger RNA of Thlaspi arvense, 612 nucleotides long. The record is from the annotation of a GenBank genome assembly. Lineage: Eukaryota; Viridiplantae; Streptophyta; Magnoliopsida; Brassicales; Brassicaceae.